CGCCGGGGUCUGAGUGCGGCGGGCGUCGCUGUCCCUCAGCAUCCCGGCACGGCAUCUCCACGCCCGCCCCCUGCCCGAGGGGCGGGACUGAGCACGCUGGUACCCAGAGCCGGCGCGCGGGUGGCCGCGGUGCGCCCCCGCGGGAGUGGACACCCCCGGGCUGCGGUGCCAUGCCGGCUGGAGAGCGCCGAGGCGGGAGCCGCUGAGUGAUCACCCAGCAGCCUCCGCCCCCGCCACCGCCUCAGGGAAGCUAGGCACUCGCUCUGGAGCCAAGAUGAAGGAGAUUUGCAGGAUCUGUGCCCGGGAGCUGUGUGGAAACCAGCGGCGCUGGAUCUUCCACACGGCGUCCAAGCUCAACCUCCAGGUUUUGCUCUCUCACGUCCUCGGCAAGGAUGUCUCCCGCGAUGGCAAGGCCGAAUUUGCUUGCAGCAAGUGUGCUUUCAUGCUUGAUCGGAUUUAUAGGUUCGACACGGUUAUUGCCCGGAUCGAAGCCCUUUCCAUCGAACGCUUGCAGAAGCUGCUCCUGGAGAAGGAUCGCCUCAAGUUCUGCAUCGCCAGCAUGUAUAGGAAGAACAACGACGACUGCGGUGCGGAGGUCAAGACGGGGAACGGCACGGUUGACAUUUCCGGCUUGCCUGAUGCGAGAUACUCUGCCCUGCUCCAGGAAGACUUCGCCUAUUCGGGCUUCGAGUGCUGGCUGGACAGUGAAGAUCAGCUCCACGAGCCGCACAGCUGCCAUGCAUCCGAAGGCCCUGGCAACCGACCCAGGCGGUGCCGUGGCUGCGCAGCAUUGCGUGUGGCUGAUGCCGACUAUGAGGCCAUUUGCAAAGUGCCUCGAAAGGUGGCCAGAAGCAUCUCCUGUGGCCCUUCUAGCCGUUGGUCGACCAGCAUUUGCACUGAAGAACCAGCCUUGUCAGAGGUCGGGCCCCCGGACUCCGCGAGCACAAAGGUACCCCCGGAUGGAGAAAGCAUGGAGGAAGGGACGCCGGGUUCGUCGGUGGAAUCUCUGGAUGCGAGUGUCCAGGCUAGUCCUCCGCAACAGAAGGAGGAGGAGACGGAGAGGAGCGCGAAGUGUGACUGCUGUGCGGACGAGCAAGCUGUACAGCCUGUGUGCAGUCACAAGCUGGAGCUAGCUCUGAGCACCAUCAGAGGUCUUGAUUAUAAGCCCAUCCGAAGCCCCCGUGGAAGCAAGCUCCCCGUGCCGGUGAGGUCCAGCCCACCUGGAGCCAAGCCUGGCCAGAUGGUCACAGACGGCGUUAGUUCCGGCUUCCUUAACCGGUCCUUGAAACCCUUUUAUAAGACACCUAUAGGGUACUCCUUGGAGAUUUCAGAGCUGCAGGAGCUGUGGGAGGAUCUCUGUGAAGAGUAUUUGCCCCUUCGGUUCCAGCCCAUGACUGAAGAAUUACUCAGACAACAAAAGGUGAAUUCCAAUGAGACCACUGUAAGUCAACAGUCUGUGCCUGAUUCCCACUUGGCAGAACUUCAGGAAAAAAUCCAACAAACCGAGGCCACCAACAAGAUUCUUCAAGAGACACUGAAUGAAAUGAACCAUGAACUGAAGUCUGCUCAGGAGUCAUCGCAGAAACAAGAUAGUACCAUUCAAAACCUCAGGGAAACUCUGAAAAGCAGGGAAAACGAGACUGAGGAGCUGUACCAGGUGAUUGAAAGUCAAAAUGACACCAUGGCAAAGCUUCGAGAAAUGCUACACCAGAGCCAAGUUGGACAACUUCAGAGUUCAGAGGGUACUGCACCAGCUCAGCAGCAGGUGGCUCUGCUCGAUCUUCAGAGUGCUCUGUUCUGCAGUCAGCUUGAAAUACAGAAGCUCCAGAGGGCAGUACGACAGAAGGAGCGCCAGCUGGCCGACGCCAGGCGGUGUGCACAGUUUGUAGAAGCUGUAGCACAAGAGAGAGAACAGCAGAAGGAAGCUGCUUGGAAACAUAACCAGGAAUUGCGAAAAGCCUUGCAGCAGCUGCAGGGAGAUGUGCAGAAUAAAAGCCACCAACUUCGCACCCUGGAGAUUGAAAAAUGCAAUGAAAUACGAACUCAGGAACAACACAUCCAACACCUAAACCACAGUCUGAACCACAAAGAUCAGCUACUUCAGGAAUUUCAGGAGCUCCUGCAGUAUCGAGAGAACUCAGACAAAACCCUUGAAACAAACGAGCUGCUGCUUGAGAAACUUCGGCAACGGAUACAAGAUCGGGCAGUUGCUCUAGAGCGGGCUAUUGAUGAAAAGUUCUCCGCCCUAGAGGAGAAAGAACGAGAACUGCGACAGCUUCGCCUCGCCGUGCGGGAGCGAGACCAUGACUUAGAGCGGCUGCGCGGCGUCCUCUCCUCCAACGAAGCUACCAUGCAGAGUAUGGAGAGUCUCCUGAGAGCCAAGGGCCUGGAAGUGGAGCAGUUAACUACGACCUGUCAGAACCUCCAGUGGCUGAAAGAAGAAAUGGAAACCAAAUUUAGCUGUUGGCAGAAGGAACAAGAGAGUAUCAUUCAGCAGUUACAGACUUCUUUACAUGACAGGAACAAGGAAGUAGAGGAUCUUAGUGCAACAUUGCUCUGCAAACUUGGACCAGGGCAAAGUGAAGUAGCUGAGGAGCUGCGUCAGCGUCUACAGCGCAAGGAGAGGAUGCUGCAGGACCUCCUAAGUGAUCGGAACAAACAAGCGGUGGAGCAUGAAAUGGAGAUUCAGAGCCUGCUCCAGUCCGUGAGCACCAGGGAGCAGGAGAGCCAAGCUGCCGCAGAAAAGAUGGUACAAGCCCUAAUGGAAAGAAAUUCAGAGUUACAGGCCCUGCGCCAGUAUCUAGGAGGGAAAGAGUGCAUGAUGUCCCAAGCAUUCGGUUCUCACCAACAAGCUGAAGUUGCCUCCAGUGGCCCUCUACUUGCAGAGCAGACUGAGCAAGGUUCACUGCAUGUAUCAUCCAGAGAUGGUAGCACAUCAUUGACUGCCAAAGAGGAUGCCAGCAUACCCAGGUCCAUGCUAAGAGACUUGGACACUAUUGCAGGAUUGGAAAAAGAGCUAAGUAAUGCCAAAGAAGAGCUUGAACUCAUGGCUAAAAAAGAGAGAGAGAGCCACAUGGAGCUUUCCGCUCUACAGACCAUGAUGGCUGCACAGGAGGAGGAGCUGCAGGUGCAGGCUGCCGAUCUGGAGUCCCUCACUAGGAACAUACAGAUCAAAGAAGAUCUCAUAAAGGACCUGCAAAUGCAACUGGUUGAUCCUGAAGACAUACCAGCUAUGGAACGCCUGACCCAAGAAGUCUUACUUCUUCGGGAAAAAGUUGCUUCUGUGGAAUCCCAGGGUCAAGACAUCUCAGGAAACCGAAGACAACAGUUGCUGCUGAUGCUAGAAGGCCUGGUAGAUGAACGGAGUCGGCUCAAUGAGGCCUUGCAAGCAGAGAGGCAGCUCUAUAGCAGUCUGGUGAAGUUCCAUGCCCAUCCAGAGAACUCUGAAAGAGACCGAACUCUGCAGGUGGAACUGGAAGGGGCCCAGGUGUUACGCAGUCGACUAGAAGAAGUUCUUGGAAGAAGCCUGGAGCGCUUAAGCAGGCUGGAGACGCUGGCCGCCAUUGGAGGUUCAGCUGCAGGAGAUGACACUGAAGAUACAAGCACCGAGUUCACGGACAGUAUUGAGGAGGAAGCUGCUCACAGGAGCCACCAGCAACUCAUCAAGGUGGCUUUGGAAAAAAGCCUGGCAGCUGUGGACACCCCGGAUGUCUCUCUUUCCUCCCCUUCCCCAGUCGGAGGGGACAGUAACAGGUGUCUGCAGGAAGAAAUGCUCCACCUGAGGGCUGAGGUUCAUCAGCACCUGGAAGAGAAGAGGAAAGCAGAGGGGGAGCUGAAGGAGCUAAAGGCUCAAAUUGAGGAAGCAGGAUUCUCCUCUGUGUCUCACAUCAGGAACACCAUGCUGAGCCUUUGCCUGGAGAACGCAGAACUGAAAGAGCAGGUGGGAGAAGCAAUGUCUGAUGGAUGGGAGAUAGACGAUGACAAGGAGAAGGGCGAGGUGAUGGUGGAGACUGGAGUCGCCAAAGGGGGUCCCAGUGACAGUAACCUUCAGUCUGAGUUCCGAAAGCUCCAGGGAAAACUGAAGAAUGCCCACCAUAUUAUCAGCCUCCUCAAGGAACAGCUAGUGCUGAACAGCAAGGAAGGGAAGAACAAACCAACUCCUGAGCUGCUGGGGCAUCAUGACAAGGAGAUCGGCGAAAGGAACUCUGGACUGUCUUGUUCUGCUGAAAAGCACCAGUGCCAAGAGGAGGGCGUUGUGAGCGUGAGGCCCUACCCCAGACCCCAGAGCCUUGACCUUGGAACUGUCCUCCCCGUGGAUGCCCAUCAACUGAAUAAUAAACCCCAGAUCUGGGAUGCUGUGCCACAGUCAGAACUCAGCCUUUCAGGCUCCACCAAGCACCUUCGCUCCCAACUGGCACAAUGUAAACAACGCUACCAAGAUCUCCAAGAGAAGCUGCUGAUCUCAGAAGCCACUGUCUUCGCCCAGGCGAACCAGCUGGAGAAAUACAGAGUCGUAUUUGCAGGUGAAUCCUUGGUGAAGCAGGACAGCAAGCAGGUCCAAGUGGACCUGCAGGACCUGGGCUAUGAGACUUGUGGCCGAAGUGAGAAUGAAGCCGAGCGGGAGGAGACCACAAGCCCUGAGUGUGAGGAGCAUAACAGCCUUAAGGAAAUCCUCAUGGAGGAGACAUGCUCUGGGAAGGGACGCCUGGGUCCCCCACUGGCCAGCUGCCCUGGGAGGAAGCAGCAGGAAUUCCAGGCUCAGGGGCAAGCAGAGGAUAUCUCAGCCCUGCAGAAAGACAUCGCGGAUCUGAAAGCCCAGCUGCAGAGUGCCAACAAGGUCAUCCAAAGCCUCAAGAGCCGGGUCCGAUCACUGUCCGUUACAAGCGAUUACUCAUCGAGCCUGGAAAGACCCCGGAAGCUGAGGGCUAUUGGCGCCCUUGAAGGAUCUUCACCUCGUAGUGUCACUGAUGAGGAUGAGGGCUGGCUGUCCGAUGGCACUGGGGCUUUCUACCCACCAGGGAUUCAGGCCAAAAAGGAUCUGGAACGACUCAUCCAGAGGGUGGCACAGCUGGAGGCACAGCUGCCCAAGACCGGCCUGGAAGGGAGACUGGCUGAGGAGCUGAGGUCGGCCUCUUGGCCAGGGAAAUAUGAUUCCCUGAUUCAGGAUCAGGCCCGAGAACUCUCCUACCUUCGGCAAAAAAUUCGAGAAGGGAGAGGCAUCUGUUACCUUCUCAUCCAGCAUGCAAAAGAUACCGUCAAGUCUUUUGAAGACCUCCUAAGGAGCAAUGACAUUGACUACUACCUGGGGCAGAGCUUCCGGGAGCAGCUUGCCCAGGGAAGCCAGCUGACAGAGAGGCUCACCAGUAAACUCAGCACCAAGGAUCAUAACAAUGAGAAAGAACAAGCUGAACUCGAGCCACUGGCCCUCAGGCUCAGCAGGGAGCUGCAGGAGAAGGAAAAAGUGAUUGAAGUGCUGCAGGCCAAGCUGGACGCCCGGUCUGUCUCGCCCCCCAGCAGCCAUGCCUUGUCCGACUCUCAUCGUUCUCCCAGCAGCACCUCCUUCCUGUCUGAUGAGCUGGAAGCCUGCUCAGACAUGGAUAUUACUAGCGAAUACACACAUUAUGAAGAGAAGAAAGCUUCACCCAAUCACUCAGAUUCCAUCCAUCAUUCAAGUCAUUCUGCUUCAUUGUCUUCUAAACCAUCAGCCACCAGUGCAUCUCAGGGGUUUAAGGCCGAAUCCAGCAGCAACCCUAUCAGCUUGGCAACUCCCCAGAGUCCCCCAAAGGAGGCCAGCCAGGCCCAGCCAGGCUUCUGUUUUAACUCCAUGCCCAAGUUGGCUAGCCUCCCCCAGGCACCACUGCCCUCAGCUCCAUCCAGCUUCCUGCCUCUCAGCCCCCUUGGCCCUUCCCUCGGCUGCUGUGAGACACCGGUGCUCUCUUUGGCUGAGGCUCAACAGGAGCUGCAGAUGCUUCAGAAACAGCUGGGAGAAAGUGUUAGCACUGUCCCACCUUCCUCCAGAGCUGCAUUGCCAAGCAACCAUUUGGAUGCCAGCUCUUCCCUCUUCCUCAGCCCUGCUCAGCCCCAGUCUCCUGCAAGGAGCACCAUAGAGCUGGGCAGAAUCCUGGAACCUGGGUACCUGGGCAGCUGUGGCCAGUGGGACAUGAUGAGACCUCAGAAGGGGAGUAUGUCUGGGGACCUGUCCUCAGGCUCCUCUUUAUUCCAGCUUCACUCCAAACCCACAGGGGCUGAUCUGCUGGAAGAACAUCUUGGUGAAAUUCGGAACCUACGCCAGCGUCUGGAGGAGUCCAUCUGCAUCAAUGACCGCUUGCGGGAGCAGCUGGAACACAGGCUUAGCUCCACCGCCCGUGGCAGUGGAUCCACCUCUAAUUUCUGUGGCCAAGGCCUGGAAUCCAUUCCUCAGCUCUACAAUGAGAACAAAGUCCUCAGGGAAGAAAAUCGGAGCCUUCAGGCCCAGCUGAGCCAUGUGUCUAGAGAGCACUCCCAGGAAACAGAAUGCCUGAGGGAGGCUCUGCUGUCCUCCCGAUCCCGACUGCAAGAGCUGGAGAAGGAGCUGGAGCACCAGAAAGUGGAGAGGCAGCAGCUCUUGGGAGACCUGCGGGAGAAGCAGCAAGAGAUCUUGCAUUUCAGGGAGGAGCGUCUGUCCCUGCAGGAAAAGGACUCCAGGCUGCAGCACAAACUGGUCCUCCUGCAGCAGCAGUGUGAGGAGAAGCAGCAGCUCUUUCAGAGCCUCCAGUCGGAGCUACAGAUCUACGAAGCACUUCAUGGCAAUUCUAAGAGGGGGCUGAAAGCUUUUGGUCUGGAUGCCUGCCACCAGGCCCCUUUGAGCAAUGACUUGAGUUGCCUGGUGGCAGAGAUCCGAGUUCUGAGAGGGCAGCUGGAGCAAAGCAUCCAGGUGAACAACUGUCUGCGACUGCAGCUGGAGCUGCAAUUGGAGGGUGGUGUCAGCAAAGCCAGCCCUGGUGCCUCCUCCGUGAGCCAGAGCUUCACCACCAGCACUGACCCUGGAAAAAAGCAGCCCAUCUUCCAAGACUCAGCUGCUUCCCCUCCAGUUCGGGAUGUUGGCAUGAAUCCCCCAGUCAUGGACUUCCCCAGCUCCUCUUCCUCCGCUCCUGGCUCAGAAACUGUCGUCUUCAGUAGGAGAGAUGAGCUGAGUUUGUGUACUUCUCCUUUAAGGAAGGACCCUCCCAAGCUGGAGGGUGAUGCUACUGAUGGCUGUUUUGCCAAUAAGCAUGGUCGCCACGUUAUUGGUCACAUUGAUGACUAUAGUGCCCUCAGGCAGCAAAUUGAGGAGGGCAAAUUGCAGGUGGCGAAGGUAGCAGCUCUCCUGAGGUCAGCAUGCGACUUCCCUGGCCUGGAAGCCCAGGCCACCGAGGUGCUGGACUGCAAAGGCCUCCUCAAGCUUCAGAGCAGCACCAGUGCCCUGCACCAGACCCUGCAGGAGGCAGCCUCACUCCUGGCCAUGUUCUGGCGGGCGGCCUUGCCAAACUCCCACAGCCCCGUGCUGCUGGGCAAAGCGGGGGAGUUGGUGGAAAGAGAGCUCGUGGAGUUGAGAGCCCGAGUCUCCGAGCAGCAGAGGCUGCUUCAGGGCACAGCGGAGCGGCUGCGGACCGCCAACCAGCAGAGGGAGAACCUGGAGCAGUUCAUUGUCAGCCAGCUAACCAGGACGCAUGAUGUUUUGAAGAAGGCAAAGACUAAUUUGGAGCACAGCCCUCACAAGAUUGCCUCUGUAAAGCCUUCCUCCCGUCCCAGCCAAGGUGAAAUCCCAAAGGAUGCUGUUGUGUGCUCCAGCUUUGUGACCCUUACCUUCCAGGAACCACGCAGGAAGCACAUCCAAAGGAGAUCUCUGAACCAGCCAGGAGAAUGGGCCUGUGCCCUGUAGCUCCACUGCCUUCUUGCUGAAGAGGAGCUGAGCCCUAUUGCUCCAAACCCACUGCAGGGUCAGGAGAAGAGCUCCAAGGAGUCAUGGAGGGGGCAGGGAGGAAGGCAGAGUGCCUUCCUGGCAGUGGAAGACCACCACUAGCCAAGAUCUGCCAGUCCCAGCAAGAAGCCAAACACGCAGAGAGGAAGGACCCUGUGACACUGCUUGUGAGCAGCCCACUGGCGUAGGAGUGGCCACAGCACGAUUCUCACCUAUGCAGCUGCUCCCAAUUGGCCAACUCAAGACAAGUAGGACUGAGCUGCCUGCAGACAGGACGUGUGGUCCCCAUCACAGAGCUACCCAGACAGUUCUAGAAGCACACUGCUGAGUGGCAGUGCCUUGCUGGACAGUGUUGGGGGCUCCAUGAGCACUGCUCCCAGACCUGCCCCGUUAGCGCUCCGCAGCCUGCAGCGUCACACACGGUGACUGUGGGGACGUCACAGAUACCAUCUCACACUGCCUCAUGCUCCUCCUGGUUUUGAUCUGUUUCCUUUCCUGUCUUUUUUUGCCUGAAAUCCAUCCAAACAAUUUGGCACUGAAGGCCAUACCUAGUCUGUUAAAACUCUUGUGUACAACAAAUUGUAGGGUUUUUUUUGAGUGGCCUGGGAGAGGGCUCCAACUAUGUUCACGCCUAGCCUGUGUUUUCACAGUGCAUACAGAUGGUGUGUGUGUGUGUACAAAUGUAUGCAACAGAUUUAUAUAUGGUGCUAAAGCCACCGCAAAGGGCAAUGUAACUUGUGGGCAGGGUUGGCAAGAGCAAAGGAAAAUCUUUUUGGUAGAUGUUAAAGCAAUGUGUAUAAAGUAAUAAACAGUUUUUCUCUG
Molecule: messenger RNA, 8761 nt
Organism: Ochotona princeps (American pika)
Lineage: Eukaryota; Metazoa; Chordata; Mammalia; Lagomorpha; Ochotonidae
Gene: PDE4DIP
Product: phosphodiesterase 4D interacting protein
Exons: 41
Coding region: 275-7900 (2541 amino acids)
Cellular component (GO): microtubule organizing center
Source: RefSeq, a predicted model, not a curated record